AUGGCAAAUGUGACCACUUACAAGUACGGAGGUGUAGAAUGGAAUUGCGAGCCAUGGGUUGGUGCAGGCUCCAUGGGAAUCGGGCGGGGAGAUAAUCCCCUCAACUUUACUCUUCCUCUUCUUCUCCUUCAAAUAGCGGUCGUCUCUUUAAUUUCAGCCUUUUUUCAGUUUCUUCUCCGGCCUUUCGGGAAAUUUGCAUUCCUCACUCAGAUCUUGGGUGGGAUUUGCUUAGGACCGUCGGUUAUAGGACGUAACAAAGAGUACAUGUCGACAUUUUUCUACACGAGGAGCAUGUUCAUAAUUGAAUCCUACGAGGCCUUAUGUUUCCUCUUCAUUUGCUACAUCACGACAUGUCAAGUAGACACGAGGAUGAUAAAGAGAGUAGGCAAGUUAGCAUUCAUAAACGGCAUUUUACUCUUCCUCAUACCAUUCACGUGUGGCCAAUUUGCGGCCAUCUUGAUAUCCAAGAGGCUCGGAGGCGGCCCCUCAGGAAUCCCUCCUGUGGAGUUUCGCCACGUGGCGAUCGUGCAGUCCACAAUGUUCUUUCAGGUGGUUUAUGGAGUGUUGUCGAGCCUGAAGAUGUUAAACACUGAGCCAGGGAGGUUAGCACUUGCCUCCAUGAUGGUGCAUGACUGCCUCUCAUGGUGCUUUUUCAUGCUUAACAUUGCUAUUAAACUUAACGUUGACUUGGCCGAUAAAAAUCGCGCAUUUUACAUGACCGUUUUACAGAUGGUAAUGAUAGGGGCAAUAGUAUAUGUGUUCCGACCAAUAAUGCAGUGGAUGAAGAAGAGAACACCUGAAGGACACUCUCUCAAGGCCUCAUAUCUCUCCGUUAUAUGUGUCUUUCUCUUUAUCUCUGCUCUUUGGGCCGAAUUUGUCGGCUUACCUUACUUCUUUGGUGCGGUCGUCUUGGGUCUAGCCACUCCAAAACGUCCGCCUCUAGGCACAGGACUUUCAGACAAAAUGGGUUUGUUUGUCUGGUCUGUCUUGAUGCCUUGCUACAUCAUUGGGAUUGGCUACAAUUUGGAUCUCUCGCUAUUUUCCUUGAGAGAUGUUAUCCGUUUUGAGCUACUUUUUAGCGUGGUCCGGUUUGCCAAAAUGAUAGCGAUUGCCUUGCCUUCCCUUUACUAUAAUGUGCCACUUUGGCACGCCAUUCUUGUUGGGUUUAUCGUCAAUAUCCAAGGAAUUUAUGACGUUCAGAUCUACAAACAGAACUUCAAUUACACGAAAAUAUCAAGCAAAUCUUUUGGAGCAAUGGUGAUGUCAGCAAUGGUAAAUUCAACAUUUUACAUAGUGUUAGUCAAGAAAAUUUACCAAACCAUGAGCAAACGGAACCCUUACAAGAGACGUACGAUACAACACUGCCGAGUCGAGGCUCCGUUGAGGAUCCUCGCUUGUUUCCGGCAACGCGAGGCGGUCCGUCCGGUGCUCGACCUCGUGGAACUCUCUCGUCCGGCCAUCGGAUCUCCUCUCUCCGUGUUCGCCGUGAAUCUAGAAGAGCUAAAUAACCAUAGUCUUCCUCUUUUUAUUCAUCACACGCAAGAGAUAAGUCCCUUUAUCGUGCCUAGCCGAAGAGACCAGAUCGUUAAGGCCUUCCACAACUACGAGAAGAACAAUGUGGAGACCGUAUUGAUAGAGUGCUUCACGGCGGUAGCGCCGCGGAAGACGAUGCAUGAAGACGUGUGCUCUAUUGCCUUUGACCAGGAGACAGAUCUUGUGAUCCUAACUCUUGAUGCCGGGAUCGAGUCGUGGGAGAGGCGGUUGUGUAGGAAUCUCCUGCAAAACUGUCCGUGCUCCACAGCGCUUUUCAUCGAUCGAGGAAGGCUCCCAGAUUUCAGGUUCGUCCCAAUAAAAAAGCUUAGCAUCAGUGUCUGUGCUAUCUUCAUAGGUGGACCAGAUGACCGAGAGAUGCUUGCGUAUGCUACACGCUUAGCGAACCAUCCGAGCGUCGAGCUUAGUGUCUUCCGGCUCGUGGACCAGAACGGAGUCUCACCGCUCAGAGACAUGGUCGAGAGAAAACACGACAUGAGGGUCAUCAACGUGUUCCGCAAAGAGAGUUCCGACAAAAACAUCAUCUUCAGAGAGGUAAGAAUAGAGAUAGCUGUGGAUCUACUGGAGUUGCUAAGGAAGGAAGGAGAUGACUUCGAUCUGAUGAUGGUCGGGAUAAGACACGAAGAAGAUCUACUGAUGUUAGAAGGAUUGUCAGAAUGGAGCGAUAUGAAGGAGUUAGGGGAUGUUGGAGAUGUCUUGAUCUCCAAAGAUCUCGAGCUCUCUGUUUCUGUUCUCGCAGUCCAGCAAUGA
Messenger RNA from Arabis nemorensis, 2301 nucleotides. NCBI's taxonomy places the organism in Eukaryota, Viridiplantae, Streptophyta, Magnoliopsida, Brassicales, Brassicaceae. The record is from the annotation of a GenBank genome assembly.